GGCCCAAGUCUUAGGCCCCACCCCGCCUCCAGUCUGAUCAUCUUCCCUGGCGGAAUCUGACCAACCAUGGUGAAUUUGGGCCUGUCCCGAGUGGAUGAUGCGGUGGCCGCCAAACACCCGGGUCUCGAGGAAUAUGCCGUGUGCCAGUCGAACGCCUUCAUGAAGGGCGUUUUCACCCUUGUCACAGGCACUGGUGCGACUUUUGGCCUGCAGCUGUUCAUUAAGCGGAAGUUUCCAUACCCUGUGCAGUGGAGCUUCCUGGUGGCUGCCGUUGUAGGAUCUGUGGCCAGCUACAGAGUGACCAGAACGGAGUCUCAGAAGUGCAGAGAUCUCUGGCUCUUCCUGGAGACAGGGCAACUCCCCAAAGACAUGAGCACAGAUCAUCCCAACUAGAAGAGCUCUGACUGCUGGGUGUGGAAGAGCUGAAGCAGGGAAAAUCCUGGACUUUGACACCAUCCAACUCCAGGCUGGUCCUUCCUACCUCACCAAACACACACACACACACACACACACACACACACACACACACACACACACACACACACACACACACGUGCACGAGCCCUUGAGUGUGUAUGGGCAGGCCGACCUGACAACUGUGAUGACCACCUGCUGCCCCAAAUCCAGGACCCGCCCAGGAGUCCAGUUCAGAAAAGGGCUUGAGAGGUGGGGGCGGGGGUCUCCUCCAGAGCAGCAAGAAGCCAGGAUAUCAGAAAGGGUUGUAUCCUGUUACACACAACUGUGGGGGUAGCAGCCUGCAAGUGGUGAAAAGACUUGUGUAUUUUCUCUGGUGCUUUGGGGUCCCUUGGGGACCUCUGUGCCCCAAGUUCAUGGAGAAUUGUGAAGGGGUGUGGCUAAUAAACAGCUUGUCCUUUUCCCA
Peromyscus californicus insignis is the source of this 880-nucleotide messenger RNA. RefSeq names its product transmembrane protein 141 (gene Tmem141). NCBI's taxonomy places the organism in Eukaryota, Metazoa, Chordata, Mammalia, Rodentia, Cricetidae. The record is from RefSeq and is a predicted model, not a curated record. The transcript is spliced from 5 exons. The coding region runs from base 67 to 393 and encodes 108 amino acids.